AUGAGACUAUCACUACUUAAUAGAGUGAAGGCAUUUGGGCAUCCCAAAAUUAAUGGUAAACGGGGAGACCCUACAGGAACUAAGUUGUUCUUGUUGCUUGAAACCAGUAAUGAUAUUGAUCCAGAUACUGUACCACCAGAGAUAUGGAUUCCUGAUGAGGUGGGCCCAUGGAGGGUACAUGUACCUGUGGGAGACGCUGUUUUUCAGGAUAAGUUGUUGUCCUUGUUGCAGCAGGAAGGUAUGUCGCUGGAGGAUGUGAAGUCUAUGCUGGAGCAAGGUCAGUCCUCUAAUGUAAAUGUUAAUCUUGAUUUGGCAAAUGCUAUUGAUCGCCUUGUGGAAAAGUGUAUCCAUGUGCCCAGUGACACUUUGGGUCAUGGGAGAUUAAGAGUAUUUUCAGGUGUAAAACCAGUACCUGCUGGGGAGGAAGAAUAUGACCCCUGGAUGAAACAGGCUGUCCAAAUGAUCAGCGAGUGGCAGUGUGCUGAUUCUGUGAAAAGGCAGCGUAUUGUUGAGAGUUUGCGGGGCCCCGCUUCAGACAUAGUUCGGUUUCUAAAGGUUAGUAAUCCAGCUGCCACAGCUACUGAUUAUCUGGUUGCUCUGGAAUCUGCCUAUGGAAAUACUGAAAGUAAUUCCAAUCUUCUUGCAAAGUUCAGGAGUACUUACCAAGGGGAAAGUGAAAAGCUUUCUGAUUUUCUUUAUAGGCUGGACAAGCUCCUUCAUCGCAUGCUUGUAAAAGGAGGGGUUGUAGCCACUGAUUUGAAUCACAUGCGUAUGGAUCAAGUGGUUAAGGGAGCUCGUACUACUGAUAUGGUUGCACUACGUCUAAGAAUGACCGACACUUUGCGUGAUUCUCCUAGUUUCUCGCAAUUGUUACGAGAAGUAAGGGAAGAAGAGGAUUGGAUCAGGGCUAGAGAUGGGGGAAAAGUAGUGGUUGCUGCUGCCUCUGUUCCACAGGCUCUCGUGUCUGAAUUGAGUAGUAUAAAGCAAGAGGUGAGUGCACUCACAACACAGAUGUUCAAGCUGUUGAAGGCAGCUGCAACUGACCCUGUUCCCGAACAUUCUUCAAAGGCAACUGACCCGAUGCUAGUGCUACAGAAGCUUCCAACAAGAAGAGCACAUCCAAGUUUUCUCGGCCUGGAAUUUUCUGACAAGUGUGGUGAGGAUGGUCACACAAAGUGA
This is a messenger RNA of Sinocyclocheilus grahami, 1179 nucleotides long. Its product is annotated as paraneoplastic antigen Ma1 homolog. The transcript has a single exon. Bases 1 to 1179 code for a protein of 392 amino acids. NCBI's taxonomy places the organism in Eukaryota, Metazoa, Chordata, Actinopteri, Cypriniformes, Cyprinidae. The record is from RefSeq and is a predicted model, not a curated record.